Molecule: messenger RNA, 2830 nt
Organism: Cuscuta epithymum
Lineage: Eukaryota; Viridiplantae; Streptophyta; Magnoliopsida; Solanales; Convolvulaceae
Source: the annotation of a GenBank genome assembly
GUGAGUGGUGUGUGAAGUGAAGGAAAGAGCAUCAAACAAAAUAAGGUGGAUCCCAUCCACACUUAUUUGUUUAAUGAGACAAAGGGUUACCCUCACCCCUCCCUCUACCUCAUUCUCGGCCAAGAGACACCCAGCAAGAGCAAGAAAUCCAUCAUCCUUCAUUCUCCAUUGUUGAAGAGAGCUCAACAAGAAGGAAUCCCAAGAAAAGGGGCUAGGGUGCUAAAAGUGUGAAAAGAUUGAGGAACUUGUAAAGGGUAUUUCAAGUGAUUUCACAAAGUUGGAAAAGUCGCCGGAGUUGUCGCCGAAGUGGACCGAAGUCGCCGGAGUUUCACCGGAGUUCAACCAAGAAGGGUAGAACUUCAUAACGCUAGUUCAAGGUUGAAGCUAGGGCUUGCUACUUGCACCUUCUCACGGGUGGUAUCAAAUCAGGAAGACGUGAAAGGGAGGGCAGGCGAAUGAGGACCAGGAACAAUCCGAGGGGGCAGGCGCCGGUAGCGUCCCAAAGGGGAAGCCGGGCUGCAUCUCGGGGUUCAAGAGGAGGCCGUGGAGGCCGUGGGAGCCGUGGAGGUCAUCAAGCUCAAACUGUGAGUGAUGGCCAUGUAAGCUCGGUGUAUGAAACCAACACCGAAGACUACGACUCUACAUAUGUUCCGGAAACGGAGCACGAGGAGACCCCAUACGAUGGGGGUGACACGUACACGGACGAUGAUGAUGAAGAGAGUGAUGCCAAGUUCGCUCAAAUGGGCGAAUUACUAGAGUGGUAUCAAAAGGAGAAACUGAGGAGAGACCUUAGGCGCCAAGCGAGGCGUGGCUCUCGUGGAGGUUCGGGUCAAGGAAGCCGGGGAGCUUCCGUGGCCACCCCAGCGGCGUCACAAGGUGGGCGUGAAGGAGGCUUUUGUGUGAGAAUCUCCAAGUACCUCAAGGAGGCUAGGGCCUUGGGGUGUAAGUCCUUUGACGGCACCGGUGACAUUACCGUUGCCGCCGAUUGGAUAAAGAAGGUGAAGGAUGCGGCAAAGGACAUGCAAAUUUCACCGGACGUGAAGUUGACUGUUGCUUCACGGCUGCUUGAGGGGAUAGCUUCCACGUGGUGGGAGAGUGUGGAAGGAAAAUACCAUGGGGAGGUCUCAUGGUUGAACUUUGAGCAGGAGUUUUAUGACCAAUACUACACUGACUAUGAGAAAAAUGUCAAGCGUAGGGAGUACACCAACCUCAAACAGAAGGAGGGUGUGUCUGUUAAACAACUGGAGCAAGAUUUUAGAACCUUGGCUAGGUUCUUGCCGGAGUACGCGAUCAAUGAGGACCGCAUGUCGGAGCACUUUUGGGAUGCCUUACUCUUGGACAUCCGUGAUCGGGCUACGUACUCGCGCCACAUGACCUUUAGCGAGGUAGUGGAGCAGGGCCUUCUUGGGGAGGCUCAAUGGAAUGAGAGGAAAGAAAGAGACGCCGAGGAGGCGAAAAAGAGAAAAUGGCAUAAUUCGGGGCCGCCCGAGCAAGCACGGAAGAAUCACCACGGUGGGGGUGGUAGUACGUUCAAGACGCCGGCACCACCGGCGAAGAAGAACAAGGAUGCUCGGUGGCACGCAUCCUCCUCUCAAAAUACGGGGCCCCCUAAGUGUGCCAACUGCUCAAAGAAUCACUUCGGGAAGUGCAACGCACCCCCGAGGUGUUAUCGGUGUGGGAACACGGGCCACAUGAAGGCCAAUUGCCCACAAUUGGGGGGAGGAGGAGCUCCGGGAUCCGGAGGAGGAACCAUGACGGGGAGAAACCGUGUGGGCCCGUCAAACGGCGGUACGGGAAGAGGCGGCGCGUCCACAAGUCAUGCCGCGUCCGUAAAUCAAGGCGGGACCCAAGCACGAGUGUACGCAAUGACCGAGGCUGAUGCACGAGCAAACCCGGACUCCGUUGCAGGUAAUACACUUAUUUUCCUGUAUUUCUAGGCUUAUUUGGGUCAUACGAGUCAUUGGGUUUGGGUGCGGGCCACCCCGGGGUCAAACCCCGCGAAUUCGGGGCGAAACGGGCUAAAAACAACUACGCGCGAUCGCGCGUACCUACAGACGCACGACCGUGCGUACGAGGCAGCAGCCUCUGGCCAAUUUCCGCGCAGACGCACGCCGUGCGUGCAGGUAAGGCACGCCGUGCGUGGACGCACGAUCGUGCGUGACCAGCUACGCACGAUCGUGCGUAGCCGGCAGUGGCGGAUUCCGGAUUUUUCAAGCACGCACGACCGUGCGUGCCACCCAGGCACGCCGUGCGUGGACCCCCAACACCCGAAACUUGAUUUUUUCGCCCCGUUCUUCUACGUUUGGACCCCCGUUUGAUUCCAAACAUUAGUAUGAGCCUAAUAACCUCCUAAAGAUGUGUUAAAACAUUAGAAAAUGUAUCUUACAUGUGUAUAAAUGUAGGAACAUUAAAGAUCAAUGGUAGGUGUGCGAGGAUCCUCAUUGAUACCGGGGCACAACGCUCAUUUGUGAGUGAGGCGUUCGCCGAGGGCCUUGACGUGCCAUUGACACCUAUGACUCAAACGUUGCUAGUCUCCACACCGUUAGGAGACGACGUGGAGAGAAAUCAUUACUAUCCGUCGUGUGAGGUAGAAGUGACGGGUCAACCUUUGACUUGUGAUUUCGUACCUCUAAGCAUGUUGGAGUUCGAUGCAAUCCUAGGAAUGGAUUGGCUCGAGAAACACCAUGCCCGAGUAGAUUGCUACACCAAAGUGUUGGAGCUCGAGGAUGAUCAAGGGAACACGCUAUGCUUUGAGGGAGAUCGGGGGAAAUCUAAUGCUUGUAUCAUAUCCGUGAUGAGAGCACGGAAGAUGAUGAGAAAGGGAUGCCAC